CCAAAAACCCUCCUCUACAUCCUUGGCGGCUACUUUGCCGUCGUCAACGCCGGCUCCGUGGGUCUCUUCUGGUACGACAAGCAGCAGGCGCAACGGAGAGGGUGGCGGGUGCCGGAGAAGCAGUUGCAGUUCAGUGCGCUUCUGGGAGGGUGGGUCGGUGGGAUGUGGGCGAUGAAGACGUUUCGGCAUAAGACUGUUAAGCAGUCGUUUAAGGAGCCCUACAUGAUGUGCGUGGCAGGAAACGUGUUGGCUUGCAUGGGUGCCGCCGCGGCGUGG
Messenger RNA from Fimicolochytrium jonesii, 276 nucleotides. RefSeq lists its product as uncharacterized. The annotation marks the transcript as partial. The record is from RefSeq and is a predicted model, not a curated record. The transcript is spliced from 2 exons. Lineage: Eukaryota; Fungi; Chytridiomycota; Chytridiomycetes; Spizellomycetales; Powellomycetaceae.